Molecule: messenger RNA, 273 nt
Organism: Knipowitschia caucasica
Lineage: Eukaryota; Metazoa; Chordata; Actinopteri; Gobiiformes; Gobiidae
Source: the annotation of a GenBank genome assembly
AUGGAGUUAUCGGAGAGCUCUUUUAUGAGUGGAUCAUCUGGUGAGGAAUAUAUUCCCCCUGCAGCAUCAUCAUCAAGGAGAAGCGCUCCAAAACGAAAACGUGCUUCUACCUCUCAAGGUCGAGGAGGGGGUUGGGGGCAAGGCCCGAGUCAUGCAGGAGUAGCUGCUGUAAACCUGACAGUAGCGCCCCGAAAAGAAAACGGGCAUCUACCUCUCAAGGCCGUGGAAGGGGUCGGGGGCAAGGCCCGAGGCAUGCUGGAUACCCUGCUGUAA